Tetrahymena thermophila SB210 is the source of this 6029-nucleotide messenger RNA. Its product is annotated as transmembrane protein, putative. The transcript is spliced from 5 exons. NCBI's taxonomy places the organism in Eukaryota, Ciliophora, Oligohymenophorea, Hymenostomatida, Tetrahymenidae. The record is from RefSeq and is a predicted model, not a curated record.
AAUAAAUUAUGGCAUUUUAUUUUUAUAUUCUAAUAGUAAUCUUCUUUAUUAUCUAGCUAAGCUUUUCAGCUGACAGAAACAUUUUACUAGUUGCAAGUGAUUUGGGUAACUUGUCUUUAUUUUCAAAACCUACUUAUACUUGCUAAAAUGGAUAUGGAGUUUUUAGUUAGCCUAUGUAUGGUGGUUAUUUUGAGUUUUCAUAAGAUAGUCCAUCUACAAAUAGCGCUAACUAUGCUGUUUUUGAGGUUAACAAUCUUCCUCCUCAUUAUAUGAGAGAAGUUAGAAUUGAAGUAUUUUAAUUAAAGUAAAAUAAUGUAGGAGUAUUAUUUAAAUUGGAUAGCAUGAAUUCAAUUUCAUAUUCUUUAAGUGUUUCUGUUGCAGAAAGAUUUAACCUACCAUGCAAUUUGAAAGGAGACAGCAUUGAGCAAAACAGCGAUUAUUUUUAUAUAUUAAAUUAUUAGACAACUGCUAUUCCAUCAAAUCCCUCAUAUUCAAUAUUUUCAGUUGUAGAUGAUGGUGAAGAAUCUGGGAAAUCAUAUAUAAAUAUAAAAGAAAUAUAAUAUAAUAUUCAAACAUGUGAUAAUACUUGCCUCUCUUGCCAAAAUGAUCCUAAUUAAUGUAAAUCUUGUGAUACAAAUUGUUCUCAAUUGUCUGGAAAUAGUUGCAUUCUCAAUAAUUUAAGUAAUUAUGUUUUAUAAGAAGGAAAGUGUGUUUUGUCGUGUACCCUUCCUCAUUUUAAUAUUGGAGGAAAGUGUAUCUGGAUUCCAAAUUGUUAAUCUGUGGCAAUCGGAACAUCUUAAUGUACAUAAUGCUAAACUGGAUUUGUUCCUGUUUAAACAAAUAAUUACGAGGCUCAGUGCCAGCCAUAUUGCCCAAAAGAUUAUUAAAAUGUAAAUGGAAUUUGUGUUGAUAAUAAAUAAAACACUCCUGGAUAGUAUUUAAUAUAAGGACUUUAUUCCUACAUAUUUUCUUAUAGUGAAAUAAAUAAAAUGUAGUUAUAACUAAAUAACUUUUUAUCUGGAGGAGGUUUAGAUUCUAAAUUUACUCGCUGUGGAAAUUAUUUCCUAUUAGGUGGAUACUUUUCUUUUACUAAAAACUCACAAAUCACUACAUAAUAAUAUACAACAGCAUUUUAAUAUGUUAGAGUAUCGUUUAAGUGGGUAUUAAUUGAUUACAAUACUAGCACAAACCCUAUAAAUCUUACAUUUUCUGUUAUUGGAAGCUCAACUCCUAGCUAGACUUUAAAUAUUAAUGGUAUGGCUUCCAAAUAAAUUUGUGGAUUAAGCGUACCAGAAUAUAUUGGUGACUUUUAGCAGGAUUUCUUAGUUCCAAGUGGCAAAGUUACAUUUUAAAUCAAUAAUUAAAUGCCUAUUAUUUAUAGCAAUAUUCCUAGCGAUAGUUCAAAUGAUAAGAAUAACAAAAAUUAAUACUUUGGAAUUAGGGAAUUUUCUAUUUAUGCAUUUAAUUGUAUUUAGAGCAAUUGCUAAUUAUGCUCAUCUUUAACUUCAAAUGGGUGUACAUAAUGCAUUUAAGGAUAUUAUUUAGAUAACUUUGUAUGUAAACCUUGUUAAUCAACUUGCUUAACAUGCUCUUCUUAAAAUACUUGCCAAUCAUGCUAUGGAGGAGCUACACUUGACUCUUAAAAUUAAUGUGUUUGUCCAGACAAACAAUAUUGGAAUGGAACUAGCUGUGUAGCAUGUUCAAACACUUAAUGCUAAACUUGUAAUGCAUCUAAUAGCAAUCAAUGCUUAACUUGUCCAAUAAAUUAGUAUCUAUAUAAUGGAAAUUGUCUAGAUAAAUGCCCAGAAUAAACCUAUCCAAAUAAUUUGGCAUGCAAUCUUUGCUUGCCUCAUUGCUAAAAAUGUACCAAUAAUUCUACUUGUAUGAUUUGUAUGCCAGGUAAAUAUCUUUCUAUUGAUGGAACAUAAUGCUUAAGUUAAUGCCUUCCUGGGUAAUAGUAAAAUCCUGAUAAAAGAUAAUGUAUUUAAUGCACAGAUCCUAAUUGUUUAUCAUGUUAAAAUGAUGUAUCUCAAUGUACUUAGUGUGGUAAUAAUUAAAAUUUAUAAGGAUAUAUUUGUAAAGCUAAUUGCGAUUCUUAAUAUUAUCCUUUAAAUUAAAUUUGCAAGCUUUGCUCUUCUAAUAUUUCUUAAUGCUUAGAAUGUACACCUACAACUUGUACCAAAUGUUAAAAUUCAUAUUAUCUUUAUUAAGGAAUUUGUUACAAUCCAUGUCCUCCAGGAACUUUUAGUGAUUCCAAAGCAAACCCUCCCAAAUGCACUUCUUGUUUAAAUAAUAAUUGUGGAACAUGUGAACUUCCACCAAGCUAAAACUGUCUUUCUUGUAUAUCUCCUUAUUAUUUGAAUGGUACUUAAUGUAUAACUGAUUGCGGUCCUACUAUGUACUCUAACCCAUAGAGAGUAUGCACAUUAUGCUCUUCUACUUUUUCUGGUUGUUUUUCAUGCACAAUAAAUGAAUGCAUUAGCUGUAUAAAUCCUACAGAUUACCUCAAUCCAAUCACAAACACUUGUUCAAGUACUUGUCCAAAUAACACAUUCAAAUCCACUGUUGGAUCUCCUCCUAAAAAUGUCUGUAUUAUUUGUAAUUCUAAUUGUUUAACAUGUGAUCAAAACAGUAAUAAUUGCAUUAGCUGUCCUUCAAAUAUGUAUUUGUAGGGAAAUAUUUGUUAAAUAUAAUGCAAUAAUGGUUAUUAUCCUAAUGCAAGUAAUGUUUGUAUUAGUUGCACAAAUAAUUUCCCCAACUGUAGUAAAUGUGAUAGCGUUGCAUGUAAAUAGUGUUUAGACCCCUAUUAUUUAGUAUAAGGAUUAAAUACUUGUUAACUGUAAUGCCCUCCUGGGUAUGCAGCUACUUCUGCUAAGGGGUCUAACUAAUGCAUAUAAUGCACUAAUAAUCUUUGUAUGAGAUGCGAUAAUUCUAAUUUAAAUUCUUGUACAUCGUGCUAUCCUUAAUCCUCAAAUCCUUAUCUACAAGGUAAUACUUGUGUUUCUAGUUGUUCAUCAAAUUAUUAUAAUAAUAAUUAGAAUUAGUGCAUUUUGUGCUCAAGUACUUUUCCAGGUUGUGCAACUUGUUCUUCAAAUGCUUGUCUUUCAUGCACUAAUACAAAUCAAUAUUUAGAUAUUACAACAAACUCUUGCGUAGAUUCAUGUGUCCCUCCUUUAGUUGGUGUUAACACUCCUUCAAAGUAAUGUGUUUAAAAUUGUGAUAAAAUAGCUUCUUGCAUAAAAUGUACAAUAGAUAUUAGUAAUAAUUAAACUUGUCAAUUAUGUAGUAAUGGAGCAGUUCUUGAUUAAAAUUAAUGUAUUUCUCAUUGUCCUUAAGGAAAAUAUGCAGAUAGCUAAAAUAUAUGCUAAUAAUGCAACAAAUUAUUUAUAGGAUGUAGCAUAUGUACAUCUACCACAUGCAGUUAAUGCUAAAAUUCAAAUGAAUUUUUUGACCCUGUAGCAAAAAUAUGUACUUCAUAAUGUGUUUAUGGAGCAAAUCCUUCAUCUCCCUUUUCUCAAUGCUAAACUUGCACGAAUCUUAAAUGUAAAGCAUGUCAAACUAUAAAUUUGAAUUAGUGCACAAGUUGUGAUCCAAAGUCAUCGUAUCCAUAUCUUUAAGAUGGUAAUUGUGUUGAAAAAUGUUCCUCAAAAUAUUAUUAAAAUGGUGAUUAGUGUGUUUUGUGUUCAACUAAAUUUCCGAAUUGUAGUACUUGCACAACUAGUAAUUGUAUUUCAUGUGAUUCAAAUUACUACUUAAAUACAGAUUAGUAAACGUGUACUUUGAGUUGCCCUUCAAAACAAUAUUAAACUAAUAUAGGAGGGGUUAAUAUUUGCAAAAAUUGCUUAAAUUCCACCUGCUUGACAUGUGAUCCUACUAAUCCUUUAAAUUGUUUAACUUGUGAUCAAAGUUCUAAUUCAAAAUAUUUAGAAAACAAUUAAUGUAAUUUAUCAUGCUCAGCAACAAAUUAUGCAGACCUAAAUAACAAAUGUUAAAUAUGCGAUUCUCUUUUUCAAAAUUGCCAAAAAUGCACUCUUUCGUAGUGUUAACUUUGCAAAAAUGGUUUAUAUCUUGAUCUAUAAACAAAUAAAUGCUCUAAUUUGUGUCCAGAUUUUAAAUAUACAGAUUAAUCUACUAUGAGCUGUAAACUCUGUUCUUAACCCACUCAAUGUAUAUAAUGUGAUGCUAAAUUUCCUGACUAAUGCUUGAAAUGUGCUAAGCCCUAUUUUCUUUUAAAUAAAUAGUGCAUUUCUUCUUGCCCAGAUGGUACUUAUGGUGAUAGUAAUUAAAUAUGCCAACCUUGCAAAUUACUAGAUGAAAACUGCAAACUAUGCAAUCCUGGUUAUUGCACUGUGUGUAAACCAAAUGAAUAUUAUUUAGAUUUGGAUUUUAAAAAAUGUUUGACUUAAUGCCCAAGUGGAUAUGUAAAGUACAAAGAUAUUAAUGGUAUUUAAAUUUGUAAAGUAGCAUAUGGGGGAGCAACUCCAACAUUGGUUAUAUCUAAUGAAAUAUCAAGAGAUUAAGAUAAAAUAAUAUUUUAAGCUUAAAUAAUAUUUGAUGAAGAUGUUUUCGUUACAAACAAAAAUUGGAUUUUUAGUUUAGAUAAUGAAUAUCCAUCAACUAAUUAUGACAUAAAUUAUGAUUUAGUAAAGGUUUAAGAUCAUCCUACAGUUAAUGGAGUUUACACCCUUAAGGUAUUUGUAAAUAUAAUUGUAAAAGUUGAUUCAAAACCUUUUAAGAAACUUUAUGUGAACUUUGUCAAUCCAAAGAAUGUUAUUGAUGAUUAACUAUUUGGGUUAAAAGUUUAUUAUAUUAAUGGAGAUUUACCUAGCUACAGUGAUUUAGUGUACCCAAAAGUAACUGGAAUAGCUUAAGUUACGUCAUAUUUAGUUAUAUUAUCUCAUAUUAUGCUUUUAAUAGGAUCUCCAUUUUAUUUACUAGUGAGCUUCUUUGACAUUUUAUAGCUAUCUAACUACCUUUUAUACCUGAAUGUCUAAUAUAAUACCACUCUUUACAAUGUUUUGAAAUUGUUAGAUUUUGCUAAUUUCGAAAUCAUACCUAAUAUUAGAGAUUAUACUUCAAAUGCACCUUUUAAAUUUAGAAUGGAAGAAAUUUCUACUUUCUUUUUUUCAAAUAUAAUAUAAUCAAUAGUUAUUUGGUCAUUAUCAUUUAUUUUAUACUUAAUUUUUAGAUUAAUUGCUACAAAAUUUGCUGACCAUACAAAUUCUAUUGUAGAUUUCUGUAAAAGCUAUUCAAAACAAUACUUUUAUCAAAUAAUAGUUGGUUUAGGAUUCCUAACAUAUUGUGAUUUAAUAUUAGCUGUAUUCUUACAAUUUUAUGAUUCUAAAUAGAUGAAUGCAAAAACAAUUAUAGGAGUAGUAGUAGGAAUGUUAAUGCUUUUAGCAAUUUUAUUUUUAAAUUGCCUGACAUUUAAAUCAACAAAAAUCAAAGUAAAUGAUUUACUACAAAAUACUAAUGUAAAAAAAGUAUAUGGUUUUUUAUAUAAUGGACUUGAGAUUAACAGAAAAAAAGCAAUAAUUAAUUUACUGUUUUUAUUUCGCAAAACCAUAGUUAUAUAGCAAUUGGUUUUUAAUCAAGAUAAUCCUAUUAACUAAGUUUAUAUAUGUUGUCUAGUACUAGGAGUUGAAACAACUGUUAUGCUAAUUCUUAAACCUUAUGAAGCAUAAAAAGAGUUUAAACUACAUGUUUUUAGUAGAAUGCUUUUGAUUAUAUCUAUGAUAAUGAUUAUAAAUUUAGCAAUAAAUGAUGCAAUAGCAAAUUUGAGUUAGCAUGGAUCAACCAUAAUUUAAAUACUAGUCUCUGUUUUGAUCAUCGUUAUUUAUAUCUCUCAGGUCAGUUAUUUAGUUUAUAGGAUUUACAUAUUCUAUAAAAAAAAAAAUAUAAUACCAUCAAAUAUUAAAUACAUUUGAUGAUAAUUAUUAGUUUCUAAAGAUAGUUAUUAUUUUAGUUUAAUUAAUAUAUUUUCCAUAUUAUAAAUAUAGCAUUCCAAGGAAUUAGAGCUAACAUUUAAA